GUGAAAGAGGAAUUGGGAAAAUUACUCGGAAACCCUUGCAUUUUCGAAGCACCUCAUUUCACCGCAUCGUCAAGAACUUCAUGGUGCAGGGUGGCGACUUCAGCGAGGGUAAUGGGAGAGGUGGCGAAUCAAUUUACGGCGGUUUCUUUGAAGGUGAGUUUGCCUUGCUCCGUUACAGCUGCUGGCUGCAAUUGACACUGUCAAAACAUCUCCUAUCCUCACUUAUGCACACAACACAUGCGCUAGCGUAAAUGAAAUUGAUGGAUGUUAGUAUUGGUCGGUGCAUAUCCUCAGCUGUGUGUUUAAUAUCUGGUGCGUGCGCACAGUCUAAAGGCCAUUACCAGCGAUGGUAGCUUUUGUGUUAGGUGGAAACUUCUUAGCACCUCUGACAUCUGUCUGCCUGUUUCACCUGAACACUCUUAACUUAUUGUUUUAUUUAUAGACCGAUGUUCUUUGCAUUCCACAAGGUGAGUACAGCACAUAACAAAAAACUGUGUUCUCCAAAAAAUGAUGUUUGAACAAGAGGUAGGUUUAAACAUGUUCAACAUUAACUAGGUCAUCUGCCUGGCAACUUCUUAUGAUGCGAAAAAUACCAAAUUAACACUUGUGAGUGCCAUUUUUGUCUUAAGGCUUAAACGUUUACAGUACGUUUAAUAGAGUCUCUUGAAAUAUUGGAUCGACGAGUUUUUAUUAGCGCGCUUGCUAUGUCGAUGACCUUUGUUAGAAUAAAUUAAUUGUGAAAUGUUUCCAUUAAAAAAUGUCAAUACUUUAAAUUAUGGAAAAGAAGGAUAGACCUAUCUGUAACCUAAUUAAGAAAUGGAAAAUGAUUGUAGUAAUGGACAGAAUUGCAUUACUAUUUCUUUUUUAAACAUGUCAGGGCUCAGUCGACUUGUUUUUUUUUACACAAUCACGUUUAUUUUGGCACAGAUGAAAAUUUUCAACUGAAGCAUGACCAGGAGUUUCUGCUGUCCAUGGCGAACAGGGGCAAGGACACCAAUGGCUCCCAGUUCUUCAUAAUCAUUGUUACCCCCUCUGCUAUCAAGGUAAUGUACAGGACUUCACACCGAUCCGAUGCAGUUUCCUCUCAGUUCCAGACAUUGAAAUUCCAUUUUCCUCUGUGACCCUCUUAAUCAGUAGCAAAUGUCACAGCUGAGAUGCGCCCCUUGAGCCCUUGCUCGUGGCUGGCAUGCCUUCCACUCCCGCGUCGCUGCAUUGGCUGCAUUUCCUCCGAUAUCCGCACUUUUAAAAAAUUGUUUUCAGCAGUUAAUGUACUGCGUCAUCUUCAUUACACAACUGUGCACUAAUGCGUUACAGAUUUAUUUAAACUGGCAAUGGAUUUCGCAUUUUCGGACGUCACUCAGUAGCCACGGUGGCAAUGUAGCCUGCAAAAAAUAAAUCCAAUGGAGCGGUGAACCAGAUGCGGCGUUGUGGACAUGUGUUUUGGCGUGCGGCGUUAAAAGCUGUAAUGCAGCACAGCGCGGAAACGGAUGGCUUGUGUGAAGCAGGCAGGGGCGCUUUCCGCUCAACCUCGUAUGUCGAUUCCACCUGUAGAUGACGGUCGCGGUCCAAAUUGCGUUUUGUCUCGUGAGUUAUCGGACACGUCUCCGCGUUUGUGCCGUGUGAUGCUGGAGGCAAAAGCUCGGAGAGUUGAUCUGUGCGUUUGUCUCCCUCUUUUUCUCCCCCUCCUUUCCACGUGCUCUGUGGCCACUCUCCAUUCACACGCAUGCACUGACACCCACACACCCUGCCUCGCCACCGCACGCGCGCACGUGUGCCCGUGUUGAUCCGGUCUACGCUUGACUGACCACUGCAGCACCACCAAGCCGGCCCCUCACCUCGACGGAGAGCACGUCGUGUUCGGACGCGUCCUAUCCGGCCAGGACCUCUUGAAGGAGAUUGAGAACCAGAAGACGGACGCCAACAGCCUCCCGUACGCAGACAUUCGCGUGGUGCAUUGCGGAGAGGUCAACGAGCAGCUACGAGGCGAGAACGAUGGGCUCCGUACGGGGAGCCGCGACCGCCACUCGUCCCGCUCGGCCUCGUCCCAUUCGGACUCGGACAGCGAGGCCGAACGGGGGAGUGGCGUUGCGGGCGCGACUGGUGGGAUGCGUAAACGCAAGGCGGUGGAUGAGGACGUGGCCUCCAGGGGUGCAGCCUGCAAGCGCCCGAGGCCGGCGCACUGGGCGUCUCGGAGAUCUUCCACCGGGAGCUCGUCGAGCCGCAGCUCCGACGAGGAGCUGUCGUCGCCGAGACGUCCACGCCGCACCGUGCAGCCUGACCUGAUCCCCGCCGUGCCGCAGAAUAGUUUCCUGCUGCGAGGGAACUCCAAGCCCAAGAGCAGUGACGCCCUGCCGGGCCGGGGCAAGCCCACCCAACACCAGCCGGCCGUUUCCAAGUCGGGCCGCAAGAUCAAGGGGAGGGGCACUAUGCGUUAUCGCACGCCCUCGGGCUCCCGCUCGGAGUCGGAGGCCGUCGCUGGCGAGGUGGAGAGUUGGCGCAGCGAGACCCCCCCGCACUGGAGGGAGGAGAUGAACAAGACAAGGAACACGGCACCAGCACAGAGCAGCCAGGGCCGCUGGGCUAAGGGUGACAAGCUGGCAGAGUACGAGCGCAAGGACGAGCACCGCUCCCCAUCUCCCUGGUCGCACGAUGGCUAUGUGGAGGAGCGCGGCCAGCCAGAGCACAAGAAGAAAAAGACCAAAAAGGCAAAACACAAGAAGAAAAAAAAACACAAGAAGGAUUCUGAGAAAGAAAAAUCUCCAGCAAAAUCCAUCGAGCCACCCUCCUCGCAGUCCAGUCUGAGGUCCGAUUCCGUUGACAACCGGAAAAAGACUUCACAGCCCCUUCUCCAAACCCCAACAGAUUCCAAGGUUUUAAAGAAAUCCAGCGACGCCACCGGUAAAACACUCUCGGAUCGGUCACGAGAUGUCUCGAGUUCAAGGUCACGCUCCACGUCUUUAUCACCUUCUUCACGUUCGAGUUCGCAGUCGAGCUCCCGGCUGUGGUCUCGCAGGAGAAGCUACUCCACGUCACGCUCCAUUUCCCGCUCGCCGUCCCGCUCACAAUCCUCCACCAGACCCCGCCGCUUCCACUCGAGCCGCGGACGUUUCGCCAGGGCUCACCGCGGGUCACGCUCCAGCACGGGGUCGCGCUCGUACUCCAGGUCGAGGUCAAGGUCGCGCCGGCGGUCCUACUCGCGGAGGCGGUCGUGCGGGCGAUCUUACUCUCCCCGCGGCCAUUCCUCCUACUCCUCGCGCUCUCGCUCAGGUUCACGGGCCAGGGUGGCCCCCUCCACAGCACGGCCAGCUGCUCCCCAAAACCCCGUCGCUGUCAAAGCAGCCGAGAUUGCCAGGGUGCUGGCGCCCGUGCUGGUGCCGACGGAUGAGCCUGCGGCACCUCUGCCCCCCAUGAGUGACAGCCCUCCGCCCUCGCGUUGGAAGCCGGGGCAAAAGCCUUGGAAGCCUUCUUACCUCAACACCAAAGAGUCUCGUGGCAGUGCCGGGACUUUCCCUUCCGUUGUCUGGCACCCUCCGCAGGCUGUCGAGGGCGACAAGCAGACGGCGCCGCAAGCGCCGCAGAAGCAGAGCGUCGCCUUGGAGUCGGAGAUUGAACUGGAUGGACAGGUGCUGAUAGAGGAAGCGCAGGGCAUGGAAGGGAAGCACAGUCCUGCGAGGGUGAAGACCGCAUCCAGGUCGCAGACGAGAUCACGCUCCUCUUCCGUUUCCAUGUGCAAGGAGCUCCACAUCUCGUCACGCUCCAGGACGAGGUCCCCAUCGCGGUCGGACGCGCGUGCCAGCUCCAGGUCUCCGUCUCACUCGUGGUCCCCUGACUACAAAGCCCACUCUCUGUCCAGCUCUACGUCCUCCUCAGACUCCAGGCGUGCGGCUGUACGAGCCGAGCCCACGGAGCCGCAGCGGCCUGCAGUAAGUGGUGCCAAGGAACCUCCCCUGUCCGAAGGGGAGCUCUCACGCUUGUCAAGCCGGCCAUCCGACGUGGACUCCGCCUCCAGUGGGGUGGCGUGCCUCAAGCGCAGGAAGAAGCCGAAAGGCCUGAGGAAGAAAAAGAGCAAGAAGAAGAGGUCCCACCGCAAGAAGCAACAAAAGGCAACGAACGAGAGGGAGGGCAGUUCUGCGAGCGCAGAUUCAGGCCAAGCUGAAUUGUGCCCCUCCCGUUCCAAUGGCGACAAGAAUACCCGGGCGCGCCCCGCCCCAAGGCCUGUGGGCAACACCGAGAAGGGCAGAGCACAUGACAGUCAUUCGAAAAAAGAUGGCGACAAAAAGAAGAGGAAGAAAAAAGUGGCAGAAAAACCGAAGGGAACGUUUCACUGGCAGCCACCUCUCGAGUACGGGGAGGAAGAGGAGGAAGAAGUGGAAGAAUCGCGUGGUGACAGUCUGGUCACAGCAGCUGGCACCAGUGACAAACAGGGUCGAGGAGAGGGCAGAGCUGAUGACAUGGUGACCGAACAAGUCUCUCGUGGUGCUGAUAGCGGUGGUGGUGUAGUUGGAGUGGUGGCGGCGGCAGCGGCGGCGGUGGUAGUGGCCCAUCUUGAGGCUCUGAGCAGCACGGACGUGCGCGUUGAAAGUGGAGGUGGCAUCCCACCGAGAGUAGUCGGUGCAGUUGCCCCUGUAGAAGAGACUGCUGAGAUUACUAAAGAGAAACGCUCAGCGUUGACACCUCCUAUUGACGAAUCUAUUGAGGAGUUUGAGAAACUUGAAAACAUGAAUGGCGCAAGUGCAGACCCGGAUAAGUGUGCUCAUCAACUGGAGGCAGCGGAUGAGCUCACGGAGUUGAAUGUAGCCAUGCCAGAUGAGGUAGGGCCCAUGGACGUGUCACCUUUGAAGGACAUUACAGAGCACACCACGGACACCUGUGUUAGAAUGUCCGCAGAGAACGUACCAGCCAAGACCUCCGACCCACACGAAAGUGUCUCCCUGUGCACCAAGACGACACCUGAGCCCGGUUGUGAGCUUGCUGGUGAAGGCUCGUCAGCACGCGCAAUUACACCAGACGCAGAGGGAGCCGGAGAGUGCGCGAGCAGUCUGUGUGUGGACUCGCGCAGGGGACACAGAGAUGCAAGAGACACUCCACGCGAAUCUGUCACAGAGCAGCCGAAAACGGUGACGGCCGCCAACGUGGGUGCAGCAGCGAAGACGGAGGAGCGACAAGCAGAAGCAGCAGACAGGGUGGACGAGAGAGAGGAGGAUGCGAUGAGCCUGGAUGAGGAUGUGUCGUUGUCAGUGGUGGAGGUUCACGUACCUGCCCUCCAGGUGGAGGGUAUCAAUCUGGAGCCAGAUACUCCUUCACCUGCAGUGUAUGUCAUCAGUGACGCCGUCCCAGAGACGAGGGCAGUGGCGUCCACCAUUUUAUCGGACAAGUGGAAGCCUGUGAAGGAAACCCAAGCGGUCUUCUCUGUCGCCACUGCCAAGGCGGAGAGGGCAAACCGAAAGACGCGUGCCGGCAUUGGCGCGGGCGGAAAAGCCGUGCUCAGCGGAAUGGUUUCUGUCGGCAAUCUGAAAUGGAAACCUGUGGAGGGACCAAAGAUUUACAUAUCGCCCAAAGUGGCGGUGACCAACUUGCCCGCCAAUUCAGCCAGUGCUGGCGUGAAGGAGGAACCUGAAACUCGAUCGGACAAAGUGGUCGGCGUGGGUGGGCAGCCCCCCCGAGUGGGUGUGAAGCCAGUGCCGGGCAGUGGAGCCGCGGCACCCACCCGGGAGAAAGCGUCCACAAGGGAAUCCUCGCGGAAAGACUCGUUGAAAGUUCUCGACAUGAUCAAGAAGAAAGCGGUGAAGCCAGGCUCGCUCUUCGACGAGCUCAGCAAGACGAUGAAGCAACGGCGACAUCAGCGACCGCGAGCCAAGUCGAGCGACGGCUCCAGCGACGAGGAAGACAACGAUUAUAACGACGAUGACGACGGUGGCGGCGGCGGAGGAAGCGGCGGUGACAGUGUCGGCGGUAGAAGUGGCAAGAGGGAUGGCAGGAAGCGGCGGAGCAGCAGGCGGAGCUCGAGGCGGCGCCAACGACGGCCGGGGCAGAACAGCGGCAGUCGUGAGAGUUCCAGGAGUCGCAGGGCGUCGCGCUCCAGCCGCUCCAGCAGCUCCGAGUCGCGCUCUCGCAGCCGAUCGCGCAGCCGCUCCAGAUCCUCGCACGGGUCGGGUCGACGCCACGUGGGCAGCAGCCGAAGACGCGUGCGGGGACGCAGCCGGAGGAGUUGGAGCCACGCUCGCUCGUGGAGAAGCUUAUCCAGCUCUGACCGCAGCUACCGGCGCCGCAGGAGGUUAAGUGGGAGGGGUCCGUUCAGGUGGAGAAAGUCGUACAGCCGCCACUCGAGGUCACGGUCUCGCAGCCGCUCCCACAGCCGCCGCAGCCAUUCGAGGCGCUCCUACUCCUCCCGCGGCAGCUACCGCAGCACGAGCCGGGGUCGCGGCCGCCGCAGCUCAACCUCCGACAGCGACAGGUCACGAAGGAGCAGGACCCGCUCACGCUCCCGUUCUCGCCGGACAUCGUCGCGUUCGUCCAGCGGCAGCGGACACGGCUCCUACAGCGGCAGCGCCAGUGCGAGUAGCCGCUACAGCUAGGACGAGCGCGGAGUCAGAGGAGCUGGAGGGUUUUAGCGGGUGCCGUUUGGGUUCCGUGUGGGAGAGGGAAAAUAUACUCCGGGCGAAACCGUGCCUACACCGCAGCUGGUGUGUAAAGUCAACGGGAACUACAUCCUUGAGAGUUGCACCACACCGUGGGGGUCGCACUGCGGCGCUUGUGCCACCAGGUUAGAUGCACAACAAGCAGGUGUCCGCCACAAGUAACGUACAUCGCGAGAGACUGAGCACUGCACCCUGGCUGCGACGAUCUUGCGCCGUGCCCUAUGCAGUCGCACCACUCCUUGCGGACAUUCACACAACACUCUGGGCACAAUUACGCCACACCUUUGACAACCACUUGCUCGCGAUACCCUGCGGACAGCCACAUCACACGAUGGGUGGAAUGCAUUAGCCUGCGCGCUGGAGUCGCACUCGAACCAACGACUCACGGCGCAAUGAUAUCCAUGCAGUGAUGAUGCUGCUGUGAUGAGAAAAGUUGGAUCACACGUCAAAGCUCUCCUUUCAGUAACAAUGAGGGCAGUAGAGGUAAAGGGAAAGUGUCUUGAUGUUUUUUUUUUAUAAAUGCUGAAACAAUAUUAACAUCUUGUAAAAUUCAAGGCACUGCAAAUGAUUGGUGGUGGUGGUGGUGUGUAAAGGGUGAGAAGCAACAAAGUGAUUUUACAACUCGAGGAAAUGUUUCAAGAAUUGUAAUUUUAUAGCAGCCAAGUUCAUUACUUUGUCACAAAGUAACAAUUAUCACGGGGGGAAAAACUCACGGGGUUUGCUUCUCCACCUUGUUCCUGCGUUUCAUAAAAGCCUCAAGUUCUAAACGUCAACGCCGCUUCAAUGCUGCAGACAAGGUCACUUUCCCUGCCCGAUUCGAUGCCAGUGCAAGCGUUAAUCAUGCACGUGACUUGAUUUGUUUCGACCCAGUCUCAAUGCCAACCGUGGAACGCUGCAUCAUGCGCCGUCAUUCCACGGCUAGUUUAUGAGGCUGCUGAUGUUCUGAAUGUAUUGCUAGACUCGGUGAGCAAAAAAAAAGUGAGACCAGUGUAAAAUCUUGUUUCCUUUGCAGGUGAUGUUGGCCAACAUUGUAAAAUGCCAAUGUAGAUCAACAUUACUUAAUUUGGAGCUUUCGUGACUGCAGGAAUUACUCUUUGGUUCUUUCGGUAAAGUCAAGUAUAAAAAGAAAAUAAUAAAUUAAA
Molecule: messenger RNA, 7780 nt
Organism: Lethenteron reissneri (Far Eastern brook lamprey)
Lineage: Eukaryota; Metazoa; Chordata; Hyperoartia; Petromyzontiformes; Petromyzontidae
Product: NK-tumor recognition protein-like
Biological process (GO): regulation of mRNA splicing, via spliceosome; regulation of cell cycle; protein peptidyl-prolyl isomerization
Cellular component (GO): mitochondrion; cytoplasm
Molecular function (GO): cyclosporin A binding; RNA binding; peptidyl-prolyl cis-trans isomerase activity
Source: RefSeq, a predicted model, not a curated record